UGAAGGUCCGGCCGGGGACAAACUCCGUCGUUGUUUAGAUCCGCUUGGCAAAAAAAAAAAAGCCGUUUCUGGCAAACAUGGAGCGGGGUUCUGCAUGCGAAGCGGACCUCCAACCGGGGGAAGGACAGACUUCCGGAGCCAUCGAGGUGGAACAGAAGUUUCUUUUCGGGCCCAGCACCAUCGAGAAGUUAGCCGAGCUGGGGGCGAUCUUGGAAGGCCGCGUCUCUUUUCGCGACAGCUACUACGACGUCGCUGAUUGGUGCUUGACGCGAGAGGAUCACUGGCUGAGAGAACGCGAGGGGAUGGGUUGGGAGCUGAAAUGUCCCCCAGAUGUUGGGGUGGGUGGAAGCAAGGAGACCCCAUGUGUGGCAGAGACGGAUAACCAUCCGUCCGCUCCAGUUUUGCAACCACCGAGGGACAUUAGAUCUUCUCACGCGGCCACUCAGUACCGAGAAGUGACGUGUCCCCAAAAUAUCGUGACCCGCCUUUGUGGUUUAUUGGAGAGAGUCCCUGGACAGAACUGGACUUCUUGUGUGAACAAAGCAGUGAAAGAACUGGGCUUGGAGGUGUUUGCUAGUUUUGUGACCACGCGGCACAAAUACCGCGUGGGGGAUUUGCACGUGGAUCUCGACGAGGCGGAUUUCGGCUACGCCGUGGGCGAGGUGGAAGCCGUGGUCCAGCGGUUAGAAGACGUCCCUGAAGCUCUGGAGAAGAUACAGAAGUUUUGCAGGCAGCUAGGCUUGGAAGAAAAGACCGCCGUUCCUGGCAAGAUGUCGGUGUAUUUGCACAGAUUCAGACCGGCCCAAUACAAGGCCUUGACGGAGGUUGGAAUUGUGCGGAAAGUGAUAAAUGCAACAGAGCGACAGGAUGGAGAAGUCUGACGGGGCAAGAACCGGGAUGGAAUGAGAAGAGCUUCAUCUCCACACUACAGGGUAGUCCAGAAUUAUCUUAAAAUUAAAUCAAAUGAUCUUUAAAUUAAAAGAGCAAUUCAAAUAAACUGUCCUUUUCCUUCCAAAA
This is a messenger RNA of Ahaetulla prasina, 1017 nucleotides long. RefSeq names its product thiamine triphosphatase (gene THTPA). The record is from RefSeq and is a predicted model, not a curated record. Lineage: Eukaryota; Metazoa; Chordata; Lepidosauria; Squamata; Colubridae. Gene Ontology annotation, biological process: dephosphorylation; thiamine metabolic process; thiamine diphosphate metabolic process. The transcript is spliced from 3 exons. Gene Ontology annotation, molecular function: thiamine triphosphate phosphatase activity; magnesium ion binding. Bases 78 to 881 code for a protein of 267 amino acids.